Molecule: messenger RNA, 2993 nt
Organism: Trichobilharzia regenti
Lineage: Eukaryota; Metazoa; Platyhelminthes; Trematoda; Strigeidida; Schistosomatidae
Source: the annotation of a GenBank genome assembly
GUCGAAAUAAGGAUUACAGCGGCUGUUGUAAAACCAGACGUUGUUAUCAGAUUCACACUAGGGACACUAGUGGUUAGAUCUUCAGCUGAUUUAUUCAAGAGCGUCAGUUGAAGAUCGGCAGCUGUUUUAUACUAAAAGUUCACAAGAAUCUUGAGGAUAUUGCGUUGCAGUUGAGAGAGCAGAAUGGCAGCAGGUUUCCCCCAUUUGGGGCUUGUCGCUGGGGCGGAUGAUACAGAUCAACAGGCACCCCGUGGAAAUAUUUUGAAGCUUUGGGGAAACCAGCAGACGAUGAAUUUAAAUACUAUGAUUUAUACAAAUAUUGUUCAGUCCCCAUACUUCAAAGCCAAUCUAGUUGAAUUGAAAACAUAUCACGAGGUUAUUGAUGAGAUAUACUAUAAGGUGGAGCACUUAGAGCCAUGGGAACGUGGAAGUAGGCGUAUCGGUGGUCAGACUGGCAUGUGUGGUGGCGUCCGAGGAGUGGGAGCAGGUGGUAUCGUGUCAACUGCUUAUUGCCUUCUUUAUAAACUUUUUACGUUGAAGCUGACUAGAAAACAACUCAAGGGCCUUUUAGAUCAUCCUGAUUCUCCAUAUAUACGAGCUUUGGGCUUUAUGUAUAUAAGAUACUGUAUACCUCCUGAAGACUUCUGGUGGUGGUAUUCACCUUAUUGGGGUGAUCCUGAGGAGUUGGAUGUGAAAGCAGGGGGCGGUUGUGUUAUGACGAUAGGCCACAUGAUAGAGCAAUGGCUGACUAAACUUGAUUGGUUCUCCACCCUAUUCCCACGCAUCCCUGUCCCGGUUCAAAAGAAACUGGAAGAAAAAAUACGCCUUCGGAAAUGUCAAGCACUUUUGGAUGCCAGCUGCACUCAAGAGGAUGAAAAUAAGAGGCAUUCAGAUCGAAAUUACGAUGUUUCUCACCAUAAAUCUAGUGGGCAUUCUCAUCGGCAUGAAAAACAUAGAAGCAAAGUUUUAUAUAUAUCUGAUCAUAGGUAAUUUUGUAGAACCAUUUUCAUGUUAUAAAACCACAUGAAAUACUAGGCAACCUUGUACUACAAGAACCUGAACAAACGAACGCCUGUGACUUUAGAAAAAUCCAUCAGGUCGUUGCGUAGCUGUUAUGGUGACUUAUAGUCACAUGGGUAAGUUUGCUCACAAAAAUUGCUUUAACUCCAAGACAGACAUUUCUGUAACUAGCAUACUGAAUAUAAUUAUCUCAGAUAACGAAUUUCAAGCCUUUGUAUAUUUUGUGGUCGGUUAAUUUUGUCAUUGUGUUCUGACUAGUUCAAGUUUAGUGCGCCUGGGGUCCUCGAGCAUGACUUCAUUUUCUUGUUUAGGUGUAGAUUGUUUAAUGAGGGUCUCACAGGGAAGUAGUCUCACUGGUGUAGAUGACGGGCGGAUUGUUUGUUGCGAUAAAAAUAAACUAACAUAAUUGAGAUAUACUCACCACACACUAGUCUACGAAUUCCCCAAAUGAUGCUCUGAACCAUGCAUAGUUAUCCUGAGAUAUCGAAAAUUGCUGGCAAUUCAUGACUUCAUCAUAGGAAUUCUGAACAGCAACCUAUGUUUCACCACCGUUUGCUGUUGUCUAUUCGUGCAUGCCCUUGGUAGUAUUAUUCCUGUGUUAUCUUGCUUGCUUACUCGAAACGUUGUAAUCUUAGCUAUUAAAAUUAGGAUAGAAAUGCACUUAGAUUUUUCCGUCUUUCAUAGAGGCUUAGUUACAAGCGUAGUUUUUUUAGUUGUGAAACGAUGUCUCUGGAGGUUUAAUUUAUCCUUGGAAUUGUUUACUGAAUUAGCUGUUAUCAGCAGUUACCAGUUAGUGUGAUCACGGGCAGUAAUUUUGCUUGCAAUAUUACCAAUUAACAAAAACUUAUCAUUGUGUGUAAACUAUUGAAAUAUAAUUAUAAUUUAUUUAAUGAGCAAACACUUAACCCAUUUAUUUUCUUUAUUUUCCUUUCCGUCUGCCAGCUUUGUGACAUAUUACUUUAUCACCUCAUUUCAUUUUCACAGACUCCAGUGUGAAAGUUGCUGUGAAAUGACAACUCAGAACAAGAUGUCACUAUGCCAGGCCUUAUGUUCGCUUACUUAAUACUUUUAUUUAAUUAUUUAUCUAAACGCAUAAAAACUUGGUACUACAAUAUGGCACCAAUAAGGAUGCGCCACACAAUAAUAAUAAAACAACAUAGAUCAAAAGAAAAAAGGAAGGAAAAGAAAAAAAUAUAAGUAGAGAACGGAUAAAGAACUUCGUCUGGAAGGAAGACAGUCAUGCUUAACAAGUUCAAACAGUAUUCGUUCAAUAUCAUCGGGAAGGGAAGAAAGAAGGAAAUUGCAACACGUCCGCCAUUGAUUACGAUUCUUGGUCAUAUCCGAUAACGUUUCGAGCCAUCGAUUUGAGCUAUCUCUCGGACCCCAACCAGGGAGUCGUGACACCAACCGAUGCUAAUCUAGCACAAAAACCCUUCAUCCCACGACGCCACGCCAUGGACUGACCACCUCUCCGCCUUUUCCAUCCCGUCCCAGGGCUAGCGAACAGAGACCUGUACGGAAGCCUCUGGGAUGACAUUCGCAGCACAUGUCCAAGCCACCGGAGCCGGUGCUUCCAGAUGACAACACUCAAUGAAUGGUGAUCUCCACUGUGUUCAAACACACGCCGCCGAACCUCAGAAUUACUCACGCGAUGAUUCCAUCGAACGCAAGAAAUCCUGCGGAGACAGCGGUGGUCGAACACGCAGAGUCACCGCACAUCCUCAGCUCGGAGAGGCCAGGUUUCACAGGCGUAGAGCAAGACAGCCCGCACCGAAGCAUUGUAUGCCCGACCUUUGACAACCAGGCUAACGUCGCGAUGGCGCCAGAGGUGGCUCAAGUUGGUGUAUGCCACCCUAGCCUUCAUUAUACGGUUGGAAAUCUCGUCCGUCACCCCUCCGCCAGCACUCACACAACUACCCAGGUACACAAACUUAUCAACAACUUCAAGCUGUUCACCCGCAAGAGUGAGUGCA